GAAAAGUUUAUGCCUUCUUCGUAGAUUUUAAAGCGGCGUUUGACAAUAUAUCCAGGCAAGCACUAAUCUACAAACUCUUUCAGUUGGGUGUGUCCCACAAAAUGGUAUCUAUGAUAGAAUCAAUCUAUAAUAAAACGCAAUCGGCAGCUUGGGACGGUUAUGAAUUAUCUGAAUACUUUGAUACUACUAAAGGAGUGAAACAAGGAUGCUUACUGUCACCAUUACUAUUCUCUCUUUAUAUCAAUGACCUGUAUGAAUACCUUGAAGGCGGAAUUUUUGUCGAAAAUUUGAACCUACGGCUCCUACUAUACGCUGAUGACAUUGUGUUGCUAGCAGACGACGUCCAUGUAUUACAGAAUAUGAUACACAACCUAGAAAUAUACUGUAAUACCUGGAACCUGGAAGUGAACCUAUCAAAAUCGGAAAUUAUGGUUUUCAGGAAUGGAGGCAGACUAGCCAAACACGAAAAAUGGAAAUUUAAUGGAAACGUAAUUAAAAUUACAAAUGAAUAUAAAUAUUUAGGGGUAAUAUUCACACCAAAGAUGACAUUUACUAAACAUAUCCAAAAUCGGAACAACCAAGCAAAAAUUGCAAUAAACGCAACAUGGAAAAACUUUGUAGGCAGAACAGACAUAAAUAUGAACGCAAAAUGGAAAUUGUUUUUAGCGGUUUGCAGAUCCAUUCAAACCUACGCUGCCCAAGUUUGGGGGUUCUGUCAUUUCGAAGAAGUUGACUCCUUGCAACGUUAUUUCUUAAAAAGGAUUUUAAAACUACCAGUUUGUACUCCAAACUACGUACUCAUGCUAGAAACGGAGGUAGAGGAUACACAUAUAUAUACCCUGGGACUGCACUUAAAAUAUAUAGGAAAAACUCUGUUUCAGCAUUCGGGCGCUAGAUUGCCAAACCAGCUAUCCAAUAUUGCAUUACGCAGAAAUGUCUUCUGGGUAAAAGAACUGAAAUCCUUAGCUGCAAGUAUGGAUAUUCAAUGGCCUGAAGCAUUUCCUUCAUCAAGCCUAUGGAUUCACAGAAAAACGGAAAGCCAACAAAGAAUAUAUAAAUACCUGGACCCGAACAAAGCCUAUCUCUAUCUUAAUGAGCGAUACACAUCAGAAAAUAUUACUUGGAUAUUUAAAGCUCGCAGUGGAAUGAUAUCCCUGGGUUACAAUAACUUUGAAGAGAAUGAGUCGGAAAAAAUGUGUAAGCUUUGCAACCUAAGAGAAACAGAAACUUUGGACCAUUUCCUUGGAAUUUGUCCGGUUCUAAGAGAAUUUAGAUUGGCCGCCUUUAGUAAAGCAUCAUUGAGCUUCGUAGAAGUACUCCAUAUACUAGACGGAAUUGAAGUGGGAAAUUGGGAUAAGCUAACAACUUAUUUACGAAUGGCUUAUAAUUAUCGGCAACUUUUAUUAAAUGAAUAUCAUUAAUUAAAAUUUAAAGUUUAUGCGACAGACGUUAUACACAUAGUCGCUAAUAAAUAUUACUUCUUUCUAAGAAUAAAUGUACAUAUUUAGAAAAUUAAUUUUAAGUAACAUAUCUGCUAUGAAUCAAAGAUUUUAUUCGAAUAAAGAAGUCCU
Molecule: messenger RNA, 1571 nt
Organism: Stomoxys calcitrans (stable fly)
Lineage: Eukaryota; Metazoa; Arthropoda; Insecta; Diptera; Muscidae
Exons: 2
Coding region: 102-1421 (439 amino acids)
Source: RefSeq, a predicted model, not a curated record